AUGUCCCGCCUGCUGCACGCAGAAGAGUGGGCUGAGGUGACGGAGUUGGGGGACCCCCAUCGUCACCCCCCAUCGCAUCACCUCCAGCCGCCGCCACAGCCACCGGCCACCUUGCAGACGAGGGAGCCCCCGGUGUACCCCGCCGAGCUGUCUCUCCUGGACGGCACCGACCCACGCGCCUGGCUGGCUCCGACCUUGCAGGGCAUCUGCACGGCACGCGCCGCCCAGUAUCUGCUGCAUUCUCCGGAGCUGGGUGCCGCCGAGGCGGCGGCGGCGGCCGCCCCGGAGGAGGAGGAGGAAGAGGAGGAGGAGGACGGCCGGAGGGAUGCGGGGCGGAGGAUCGGCGGCGGAGGGCUCCCGAAGAACCCGGGGUCGGCGUCGGCCAAAGUGAGAGAGCAGCUGUGCAAGCUGAAAGGCGGGAUGGUGGACGAGCUGAGCCGCCAGCGAGCCCCUUCCAGCAAACAGGUGAACGGGGUGCAGAAGCAGCGACGGCUGGCGGCCAACGCCCGCGAGCGGCGCCGGAUGCACGGGCUGAACCACGCCUUCGACCAGCUGCGCAACGUGAUCCCGUCCUUCAACAACGACAAGAAGCUGUCCAAGUACGAGACCCUGCAGAUGGCCCAGAUCUACAUCAACGCGCUGUCCGACCUGCUGCAGACGCCCAGCGGCGGCGAGCCGCCCGCGGCGCCCCCGGCCGCGUGCAAAAGCGACCACCACCACCCUCUGCGCGCCGCCGCCGCCGCCGCCGCCUACGAGGCGGGCGCGGGCUCCGCCGCCAACGCCGCCGCCGGGGCCCAGCCCAGCCCCGGGGGGGCCCCGCGGCCGCCCGCGCCCGCCGGCUGCCGGACUCGCUUCUCCGCGCCGGCCUCCAGCGCGGCGUACUCGGUGCCGCUGGGCUCCCUGCACUUCUCCACGUUCGAGGACAGCGCCCUGGCGGCGAUGAUGGCGCCGAAGAACUUGUCGCCGUCGCUGCCCGGGGGCCUCUUGCAGCCCGGGUCGGAGGAGAAUAGCAAAACGUCACCCCGAUCCCACAGAAGCGACGGCGAAUUUUCCCCCCGUUCCCAUUACAGUGACUCGGAUGAGGCCAGUUAG
Dipodomys spectabilis (banner-tailed kangaroo rat) is the source of this 1092-nucleotide messenger RNA. RefSeq names its product atonal bHLH transcription factor 1 (gene Atoh1). Bases 1 to 1092 code for a protein of 363 amino acids. NCBI's taxonomy places the organism in Eukaryota, Metazoa, Chordata, Mammalia, Rodentia, Heteromyidae. Gene Ontology annotation, molecular function: protein dimerization activity. The transcript has a single exon. The record is from RefSeq and is a predicted model, not a curated record.